Messenger RNA from Babesia microti strain RI, 900 nucleotides. Its product is annotated as Protein kinase domain. Lineage: Eukaryota; Apicomplexa; Aconoidasida; Piroplasmida; Babesiidae. The transcript is spliced from 7 exons. The record is from RefSeq and is a predicted model, not a curated record. Bases 1 to 900 code for a protein of 299 amino acids. Gene Ontology annotation, molecular function: protein kinase activity; ATP binding. Gene Ontology annotation, biological process: protein phosphorylation.
AUGAAUUGCGACUCUGUAGAACAAUUCUUUUAUUUGAAGGGUUAUACAGUGUUAGAGUUUGUUAGUUCUUCAAAAGGGGCAGAAUACUAUUUAUUAGUCAAAUCUGAUGACAAUCCUACCUCAGAAUCCGAGGGUGAUAAAACAACAAAUUCAAUGAAAUUAUUUGCAAAAUCUGUUAUUAUUAAAAAAAAUAACGCAAAAAGGAAGUUGGGUGAAGUGGCUACGAUAGUAUCUUUGGGAUACCAUCCUAAUCUAGUGGAAUAUGUUGAUUCCUUCAUAAAUUACGACCGUUUGAACAUUAUAUUCAAAUACUGCGAUAAGGGAAGUUUGGAGAGUAUAAUUAAAAAUCGCAAAAAAAGACACUUUUCAGAAAAGACAAUUGUCAAUUGGAUAACCCAGAUCCUCUGUGGUAUAAAAAAGAUUCACGAUGCUGGACUAAUCCAUCGAGAUAUAAAGGCAGAUAAUGUGUUAUUAGAUAGUGAGGGGUUGAUCAAGAUUUGUGAUUUCGGUAUUGCAAAAAAAUCAGAUCUUCUAAAUACAUUUUGCGGUACUAUGAGUUAUAUUUCCCCAGAAAUCCAUCAAAAUGAUGUUUAUGGGCCUAAAACUGAUAUUUGGUCAGCGGGAGUGCUACUAUAUUAUCUAAUCAAACUUAAGCUCCCCUUCGGGUACAGGAAGAGCGAAUAUCAGAACAUAAUACGUCUAAUUUGUACCCAGCAGUUACCGCCACUGCCUAAAGGUUAUUCGAUUGAAUUACGCCAAUUGUGCUACAAAAUGUUAACCAAGCAACACGAAUUGAGACCAGAUGUCUAUGAACUACUAAGGGAGGAUAUAAUACAAGAGGAACUAAAAAGACACAUCAAGCAAUUGAAGGCAGGCGAAAAUAAUAUUAAAAAUAAUUAA